AUGGAUUCAGAAUCGUGCACGAUUUAUUGUGGGAGUCUAUCGCCAAAAGUUACAGAGGAACUACUGUAUGAGCUUUUUUUACAGGCAGGGCCGUUGAAAUCCGUAAAGAUCCCAAAGACUCUUCAAGGUGAAUCUAAAUUAUAUGGAUUCGUCGAAUAUCAACAUGAGUGUUCAGUGGACUAUGCUAUUCAACUCUUUCACCACACUACCCUUUUUGGCCAGGAACUUCAGCUCAAACGGAGAAAACAGAACAAUCCAGGACACCCCCCCACUGGACAGAUGUCAGGAAUGCACCGCACGAGUAGUCUUCCAGUUAUGAUGAAAAUCCCCAUGCAGGCUCCUCAGUUGUUUUACAGGCCACCAUUCAUAACAGGCUUCAUGUAUCCACCAAUAAGCAACAUGUUCAACUAUGGCCUUGUUAUGACUCCACCUGUCCCGAUGCCUUGCCAUUUGCGCUUUGAUGAAGCUGGUUUGCCAAAAAGAGACUUUGUUCCAACUCCAGAUAUUUUGAAUGUACAAUGUAGUGAUUUAGCUAUAUCAUCACAUCAAGAAACAGAUCACACUAGUAGCAGGCAUAAAUCUUCCCAUCAGGAAAGUGGCAUUAAUAAAAGAAGGAAAAGCAGUAACAGUAGCUUCAGUCCCAGCAGGCAGGAAUAUGACCGAGACGGCAAAAAAGCGAGGUAUUCGCAUUCAGACAAGCCCGAAAAUCAUCGGGACAGACAGGUGUAUGGAGGAAGUGAGGAUAGGUCUAGAGCAUCUUGUAAUGAUUUGCGAGAAACUAGACAUUUUCACAGAAAUGACCAACGAUCUAGUAGAAGGGACUAUACAGAUAUUGAGGAAGACAGUAGACGUCGUCGCUGGGACGAACAUAGCAGGAGCAGAUCUCACCAUGAUGAUAGACGUCAAGAGAACAGGUCGCGUCGCGAUAGACCCGAAGACCGGGAACGGCAUUACAUAGACUAA
Messenger RNA from Daphnia magna, 963 nucleotides. RefSeq names its product splicing regulator RBM11-like. Gene Ontology annotation, biological process: regulation of alternative mRNA splicing, via spliceosome. NCBI's taxonomy places the organism in Eukaryota, Metazoa, Arthropoda, Branchiopoda, Diplostraca, Daphniidae. Gene Ontology annotation, cellular component: nucleus. Bases 1 to 963 code for a protein of 320 amino acids. The transcript has 3 exons. The record is from RefSeq and is a predicted model, not a curated record. Gene Ontology annotation, molecular function: single-stranded RNA binding.